Messenger RNA from Trametes versicolor FP-101664 SS1, 784 nucleotides. RefSeq names its product breast carcinoma amplified sequence 2. The record is from RefSeq and is a predicted model, not a curated record. Gene Ontology annotation, biological process: mRNA processing. The transcript is spliced from 4 exons. Lineage: Eukaryota; Fungi; Basidiomycota; Agaricomycetes; Polyporales; Polyporaceae. The coding region runs from base 13 to 672 and encodes 219 amino acids. Gene Ontology annotation, cellular component: precatalytic spliceosome; Prp19 complex; catalytic step 2 spliceosome.
UAAUCCUCCGAUAUGUCUACCUCUGUGGCCAACGGCGACUCUCACCCUCCUGCUAUCUUCGACUCUCUGCCGUACUAUGACAAUGAACUGGAGCUGUAUCCGGUGCUAAAGGAGAAAGUCGAGCGGGAGUUCGCGCGCGAGGGGAAGCCACCACAAACCCUUCAUCCCGGGGUUCCACCCGCACCAACAUUAUUUGCUGCUAAUCCACUACUGCAAGCCGAACUUGAGCGCGUCUCAAAUCACCAACCUAUGUCACCGCUCGAUACUGCCCGGUACCAGUUGCCCGCACCUACUGCGCCUGAGAACGAAGAAGAGUGGCAAGAAGCCCUCCAAAAUGCGCGCGCUCAAUUAGAGCACCAAAAGUUGAGGCAAACGAACCUGGCUUUGCUGCAGCAGUAUGGGUCCAAUGCGUGGCGGAUACACAACUAUCUGAACGAAGCGUCCGCGAAGAAUGUUGAGAAAGCUCUCGAAGACCUCAAGAACUUGACAACAGAAGUCAACCGUGAACGCAAGAACUUCCAGACGCGCCUAGGCUCGCAGCUGACUUCGCUCGAGACUCGGUGGACAGAGCUGAUCUCCAGCAUCCUCCAAAUCGAGAUGGCGAACGUCGCACUAGAGGUAGAAAUCGACCGCGUCAACAAGCGGGAGGUAGAGCUCGCCGCGGCGCUGUGAUCUCGUCGCCCUGUCCCCCCUUCGCACCUGUAUUUUUAGGCUUGUGCUUUGUGUCAUACCAGUGUUACUAGCGGAACGGGUGCCGCGUCGGCCAUGCAUCAGUCUAAGAACC